Messenger RNA from Labeo rohita (rohu), 3122 nucleotides. RefSeq names its product zinc finger protein 3-like. Gene Ontology annotation, molecular function: DNA-binding transcription factor activity; RNA polymerase II cis-regulatory region sequence-specific DNA binding. NCBI's taxonomy places the organism in Eukaryota, Metazoa, Chordata, Actinopteri, Cypriniformes, Cyprinidae. Gene Ontology annotation, biological process: regulation of transcription by RNA polymerase II. The annotation marks the transcript as partial. The record is from RefSeq and is a predicted model, not a curated record. The transcript has a single exon.
ACUGGAGAAAGACCUUACAAGUGCUCAUAUUGUGACAAGAGAUUUACUCGGUCUGGAAAGCUGAAAGCACAUGAGAUAGUUCAUACUGGAGAAAAGCCGUACCACUGUACUCAGUGUGGAAAGAGUUUUGCUGAUGCAUCAGGUCUCCGUUAUCAUGUGCACAUCCACUCUGGAGAAAAGCCAUUUAACUGUGAUCAGUGUGGAAAAACAUAUCAUUCCUCAUCAGGUCUAAAAAGUCACCUGAAAAUUCAUUCAGGCGAGAAGCCUCAUGUGUGUUCUCUCUGUGGAAAGGGUUUUUCAAGGCUGAACAGUUGUAAACGGCACCAAAAAACACAUAAUGAAGUGAGAGAUCAUGUGUGUUGUGAGUGUGGGAAGAGCUUUACUACAGCUGUCUAUCUGAAACAACACCAAAAAAUCCAUACUGGAGAAAGACCUUACAAGUGCUCAUAUUGUGAUAAGAGUUUCAUUUGGUGUGAACACCUGAAAAAGCAUGAGCGAAUUCAUACUGGCGAAAAGCCGUACCAGUGCACUCAGUGUGGAAAGAGUUUCACACAGUCAGCAGCUCUAGUGACUCAUAUUAAGAAGCAUUGUUCUGUGUCAAAGUGAGCAAAUGUUUUCUACAGAUCCAGUAUUUAAAGUCAACAAUGUGAGAUUCUGGUACAGUAAAUAUGAGAUUAGUUCAAAUUAUUAAUUUUGCUGUGAAUACCACAAGGUUUGUGGAAGAUGCCUUUUUUCUGUUUUGUUUGUAUUUAGUCACUUAAAUCUUACAUUGAUGUUUUUUUAUUAUUUUUUUGAUUGCCUACUCAUUAAGACAUUGACAAAAUAUGUAAGAAAAGAGAGUUAUUUAUAAAUGCAAUACUUUUAUAUAUUUAAAAUGAAAGUUGUUGUUCAAGUACCAUAAGAUGGUUGGUCAGUGUAGUAUUUGUCCCGCCCCUCCUUCAUUCACAUAAUGAAAACUGACUGUGACAAACGCUGUUAAACAAACCAGUUAGUAAUGCAUCAAAAUUCAGGGUCAUCAGUUUGCCAAAAAGAACACAAGAAUGUUUUACAUGGCAUACAGGUGCACAUUUCUUUUGUACCAACUGACAUUUUGAAAAUACGAACACUUUCAUGAAUUAAUUUAUGCAGAAUGGCUUUAAAAACGAUUUACACAAAAAUUCCAUCUGCUUGUGUUUCAUGAAUAAAGCCCAAUAUGUCUUUGAAAAUCCUCAUGAAGAAUGAAAGUGUGCAUUAAACUCUAGUGAUUCUUAUGAAAAAGCAUAAUGUUGUUCAAAUGUUGUCAUAAAAAGCAAAGUCUAUCCAUUCAUCAAGUUCGAUAAUUUUCCAGCAUUGUCCAAGUAAUUGCAGUUUUGCAUUUGCCACAUUAAAAAAACGUGUAACUGACAAUUAGUGAAACAAUAGUCUGACAGAAACAGAGGCAUAAUGUUUAACUGAGCUGCUGAAAAGCCAAUAGUUUCCUGUUUUCACCUCAUUCAUUAUGAUGAUGUCUGAGAUCUUCUGUAAAUUGGCACAUUUAAGCACAUUUUAUUGUGUGUCAACAGACUGAGACAAACUACAAGAUCAUCACUUUAUGAGAUAAUCACCUAUUGAUGUGUGUUUUUAGCUUUUAUCCCUCAGGUUUUAAGGUCCUAUAUGGUUCAUUUGGUUUGAUAGAAAGAAACAAGCUGCAUUUCUGGUUUCAAGAUUAUUUGUUUUUCAGACAUUCCUCUUUAAAUACGUUUCAGCAAAAGGAGAAAAAAUCAACAAUUUACUCAUAGAGCUGCAUUGUGAUCCUCAUAUUGCUGGGAUUUAACCAUAUACACUUUAAAAAAUAAAGGUUUCACAAUGCCACAGAAGAACUUUUUUUGUCUAAAUGGUUUCAUAAAUAACUUUUAACAUCUGAAGAACCUUUCUGUCACAAAAGGUUCUUUGUGGCGAAAGAAGGUUCUUCAGAUUAUAAAAAGGUAAGAAAGAGAUGGUUCUUUAAAGAACUUUUGGCUGAAUGGUUCUUUGUGGAACCAAAAAUGGUUCUUCUAUGGCAUCGCUGUGAAGAACCUUUUAAGCACCUUUAUUUUUAAGAGUGUAGGGCUUUAAAAUGAGGAUUCAGAAUCAGAAUCUAAAAUCAUAUAGACCAUUUCGCUAGAUGUAAACAUACUGGUCCCGAUACACUUCCUGUUUCUUCUUCUUUUUUUUUUUUACUUGACACAAACAUCACAAAAAAUACAACCAACAUAACGUUUGACUGGAUGAAAAUGUUACAUUAGCAGCUUUAAGAUGUAUUUGUAUAUGUGAAAUAAAAAAUAAAAAAAUAAAAAAACAAAAAAACAGGAAGCACUUCUGGACCAGUGUUGUUUACAUCUAGCGAAAUGAUCUAUUGAGAUAUUUUUAGUACUUCUUUUGUCACAGGCACACUUUCGGAAAAAUAUAUUUUUGGUUUUCAGACAAGUAUGUUUAAUGCAGUUGUUUAGAUAGUGAGAAAUAAGAUGUAUUUGUAGUUUCAACGUUAUAUCUUCUUCAAGCAUUCCUUUUUAAAAUACAAAAUGUUAUCAGCUAUGAAAAGUUACACACUUCAGAUCUCUAGAAUUGAACUAUAUAUGUCCUUAAAAAUUUGAAUAUUGAAAGAAAUGUUUGUUAAAGUGCCCCUAUCAUGCCUUUUCAAAUAUGACCUUUCAUGUAGUGUUUCAUGUAGCUGUAUGUGAACAUAAACUAUCUGCAAAGUUGUGAAGCCGACAGUGCACGAUACAUAAAGUUACUGUCUAUCCACAAAAAGAGUCGGCUCACACACUGUAAAAUCUAAUUAGUUGGGCUUACUUAAAAAAAGCAUGCAAACCAAUUGCCUUAAAAAAACUAAGUAAAGUGAAAUAGGAAUAGUAUGUUGUACUGACAAAUGCUUAGUUAGUAUAGUUUACUUACAUGAAUGUUCUAGUAACUAAAAAAGAACUGUAGAGGGUACUUAAUCAUUUACUUUAGGCUUACACUUGACUUAGUAUAGCUACUCACUGACUCCCAGAGUGCAUUGCGGCAUGAAUAAAUUAUGCAAUUGCUUUGUUUUACUGCUGUUGUUUUUAUUUGCUAAUUUUAUUUACUGGCUUGUGUCAGUAGUAGCACAACAAAAAUAGAAAAUAAAAUAAUAUAAUGGUUAU